GCAUUUACAUGUCAUACAAAAAAGCAUGGAUUGCCAAAGAAUUGGCAAUGGAACUGGCUAUGGGAUCUGAAAAGGAUUCAUAUGCACGCUUACCUUCAAUGUGUCAUGUGCUUGAAAGGAGUAACCCAGGUUCUAUUGUUUCUUAUUCGUGCAAGGAAAAUGGUGAAUUUAAUAAUUUUUUCAUGUGCCUUUCUGCAUGGAGGGAAGGUUGGAUUCAUUGCAUUCCGGUUAUAAUUGUGGAUGGGUCUUUUUUGAAGUCGUAUUAUAAGGGUACAUUACUCACUGCAUGUACACAAGAUGCAAACAAACAAAUAUUUCCAUUGGCAUUCGAUAUAUGUAGUGGAGAAAAUACCGAAAAUUGGUCAUGGUUCUUCAGUAUGUUGAAGCAUUCUCUGAUGCAUCGGGAUGAUCUAUAUAUUGUGUCUGAUCGCCACGAGGGCAUUAUUAGUUCCGUGCGUUCUGUAUUUUCUCAUGCGCAACAUGGUUACUGUGUUUACCACAUAUUGGCUAAUUUGAAAACAAGAUUUCGUGGCACGCAAAAAACUGUGUCAUGGAAGUUUUUGCAGGCUGCUCGUGUUGGAUCUGUGUACGAGUGUGAAGAGUAUCUUCAAAUGCUGGACAGUGAGGAUCCAUGCAUUCGUACGUAUUUAGAGCGGAUGGGCCAUGACAAAUGGUCUCGUGCUUAUGCUAGUCGAAAUCGGUACUCAGUUAUGAUGUCAAACAACGCGGAGUCAUUAAAUGCAGUUAAUGCCACUGCCCGAGAAUACUCAAUAUGUCAAAUCAUCAUGUGCUUUUGAGUUUGAGGUGUUUGAUAAGAGAUCCCGUUCUUAUGUUGUCAACUUGAAGGAGCAGACUUGCACUUGUUGAGAAUUUCAGCUUGAUGGGUUUUUAUGUGUACAUUCCGUUGCAGCUAUUCGCUCCCGCCCAGGCCUUUCUUGCUACGAUUACAUUUCAGAAUUCUAUACUGCACAUCAUUGGGCACAAACAUAUCGCGGUAUUAUUCAUCCUAUUGGGAGUCCGGAUGGUUGGAUUGUACCUUCACAUGUUAAGCAAAUCACUUGCAACCCGCCAUCAUGUGAAUCACGACCUCCUGGAAGGCCGAAGAAAAGAAGAAUUCCAUCUACAGGAGAACAUGUUCGGAGACAAACAUGCACUCGUUGCCUCAUGGUUGGACACAAUAGAAAGACUUGUAGAAAUCCUAUUCCGCUACACAUGCGUUAAAAAUUGUUUUUAUGUGCCGUUUUAAUUUUAACAUUGUUGCGCAUCUAGUCACG
This is a messenger RNA of Cuscuta europaea, 1274 nucleotides long. NCBI's taxonomy places the organism in Eukaryota, Viridiplantae, Streptophyta, Magnoliopsida, Solanales, Convolvulaceae. The record is from the annotation of a GenBank genome assembly.